CUGUGUGUGCUCUGGUAUUAUUCAUGCUGAAGUGUCCUGAAAGUGAACCCACAUCCUGCUCUCCCCGCCCUGGAAGAAAGAGCCACCAGUGUGAGAAAUUAUAAUGUUGGAAUUAUGCUGACCUCUGGUGGCCAUAUAUGGACAAAAGAAAAGAAUCUGGAGACAGAGCAACGCCUUCCCAUGUCCGCACGCUUCAGUCAUGUGUUUAGAACUGGAUCAUUCACACUCAGUGUGUGGGAGAAAAUGGAUAAGCGUGAUUGUAGCCUACGCACCCUGCCAAAUGUUUAGUUUGCGAAAGAGUGCGAUGCGCUUCCUUGAAACACGUCAGUCCUGUUUGUUUUUUAGGUUUCGUUUUGAGGAGUUCCUCUACUUCCUAUUUCGACUUCCCUCGUGGCGGAGCGUGAUGCGAUGUCCAAACAUCGUGGCUCUCAUUUUUCAGAAGCGCAGCGUUUUGCCAUUUUGCUGCUGUUUUGUUUAUAUGAUCAUGGAGGGUCUUUUCCCCUGAGACGCCGCUGAGGGGCCAUCAGAAGCGCCUUGUCAUCCAGUGGCAUGCGGAAUCAAGAAGCGAUACACUACUAAAUUAUUAUACGAUUAUACGUCAAUAUUUGGCUGUUUCACGAUUGAUUAGAUUAGAUGUCUUCCUAAGCAAGGAUUCUCCAUCUUCAUAAAGGUUAAACUGUUGUUUGUAACGGUUAAAAACAAAGUUGUGGAAAGGGUUUUUUUGUUUUUAAACCACAGAUGCUUCUCAUUAAAUGAGUCAGACUGAGUAAACUUCAGACCACAAAAACGUAGAGGAGCAUGCUGACGUAAAUAAAAAUGUGAAUAUUGAUGUUGUGACAGGUCGAUUUAAGUAUUGAGUGGUCAGUCACGUUGUUUAUUAAUACCGAAGCAGAUAAACUUUAAGAAAAUGCGCAUCCUUAAACGGGAUCUUUGCCGGCGUGCUGAGUGCGUUUUGUUAGGGCGACAAACAACACUUUGUCAUCUGCAAACACGCGUCACUGUCCCUUUUCUCUGUAUUAACCUCCAUAUUAGUGACUCUCAUUUCCAUACUGCUCAGUAUUUGAACAACACUGUAAUGGUAUUGUGUUUAUUAUUCUCCAGACCCAACCCAUCACAUGAAAAUGGGAGGAGAAAAGGAGGGGAGGGGGGGCAUAAGAAGUUGAGUAGUUACAGACAAUCCAGCACACAGCGCUCAGGGCAAUAACAGAAAAACUUUCGUUUUCAACUUUACAUUCUUCUCUGGUGGUCUUUUUUUGUCACUUGUGACCCGUGUCGUGUUGUUUGCUGUCUGCGUUUCUUUUGUUUUACGGUGUUUCAUCCGACAUCGCACAGGACCAUUUCCAGGAAAUAGAGAGCCCACCCCCCCUCCUUUUCUCUGAGGGAAAGACGCAAUAAAGAUUUUUGAAGAUGGAUAAAGGAUAUCCACCACAGGAAUCCGCUCCACCAUACCCUGGGCCACCUAUAAACUAUGUGAGUGCACCUCCUCCUCCUCCGGGCAUGUAUCCUCAGCCUGGGAUGUAUCCUCAACCGGGCCCCUCAGCACCUCCACCUGCUGUAUACCAAGGUGCCCCUUAUGCUCCAGUCCCGGCUGCACCUAUCAUGACAGGUGUCUCUUAUGCUCCGCCCCUGGCUGUACCUACCACAACAGUGUGUCUUAUCCCUCCAGUGACUCGCGUGGUGGUAACACCUGUACUACGUGACGUCCCAGGACAAACUGUGUGUCCCCACUGCCACCAGUCAGUGAUCACCAAGACAGAGCACACAGCAGGUCUGUUGGCCUGGGGCAUCUGUGCUGGACUCGCCUUCUUUGGGUUUUUUCUUUGUUGUUGUAUCCCAUUCUGCAUUGAUUCCUGUCAGGACGUAGAGCAUCGCUGUCCGUGCUGCCGCAGACUCAUCUACGUCUACAAGCGAUUGUGAAACCGUCCUCACUGUGACUGGGGAAGAAUAAUGCUCAUUUGUAGUCUAUUAAUAGCCUUACUUGCUCUACAACAAUCUUUUGAUACUGAACAAUAUAACGCAAAUUGUGCUUAUUCAAACGAGGCAUUACACUCUGGGCAGUUUUAUUAAGCAUCAGUGUAACAUUUUUAUUUGAUUAAAGGGAUAUAAGCCAACAAACACACCAAUAA
Molecule: messenger RNA, 2126 nt
Organism: Scatophagus argus
Lineage: Eukaryota; Metazoa; Chordata; Actinopteri; Scatophagidae
Product: lipopolysaccharide-induced tumor necrosis factor-alpha factor homolog
Exons: 6
Coding region: 1408-1917 (169 amino acids)
Molecular function (GO): zinc ion binding
Source: RefSeq, a predicted model, not a curated record